Molecule: messenger RNA, 4813 nt
Organism: Uloborus diversus
Lineage: Eukaryota; Metazoa; Arthropoda; Arachnida; Araneae; Uloboridae
Product: NAD(P) transhydrogenase, mitochondrial-like
Exons: 16
Coding region: 88-3309 (1073 amino acids)
Biological process (GO): proton transmembrane transport; NADPH regeneration
Cellular component (GO): mitochondrial inner membrane
Molecular function (GO): NAD binding; NADP binding
Source: RefSeq, a predicted model, not a curated record
AGACACGUUUCCUUUCAGCGUCGAAGUGCCGGUAAUGAAUUUUUUUUGAUAUACAAUAAGAUAUUUUAUUAAGAGUAUAUCGGUUUCAUGAUGAUUUUAUUGAAAGCAUGUACAUCUUUGAAUCAGCUCAGUAUUUCUGCUGUUCAGAAAGGCCACUGGGUAUUCUCCGUGAAAGGGCUCAAUACCAGUACCUUAUUGAGGUGCAAAGCCAAGAAAGCAGAACAUUCCUCAAAAGAUGCUACAGUGCAAGGAAUUCCAUACUCUAAACUCAGCGUUGGUGUUCCCAAAGAAAGUUGGAAGAAUGAGAGACGUGUUUCCUUGUCUCCUGCUGCGGCCGCCACUUUGGUUAAGAAAGGUUUUCAGGUCAAUGUUGAAAAAGAUGCCGGUUUGGAAUCAAAGUUUAGUAAUGCUGAUUAUGAAGCAGUUGGAGCCAAAGUAAUUGAUGUGAACUCGGCAUUUCAAUCGGACAUCACAUUAAAAGUUCGUGCACCAUCAUCUUCAGAAGUGGGCAAAUUUCGAGAAGGCAGUACACUCAUCAGUUUUUUGUAUCCUGCUCAAAAUCAAGAUCUGUUAACAGCAUUAGGGGAUCGUCGCAUGACAACUUUUGCAAUGGAUUGCAUCCCAAGAAUUAGUAGAGCUCAAGUCUUUGAUGCUCUCAGUUCAAUGGCUAAUAUAGCUGGAUAUAAAGCAGUUGUAGAAGCUGCAAAUAAUUUUGGAAGAUUUUUUACUGGCCAAAUAACAGCAGCAGGCAAAGUUCCACCUGCCAAAGUGUUAGUUAUCGGUGGAGGUGUUGCAGGUUUGUCAGCUAUUGGAACUGCAAAGAAUAUGGGGGCUAUAGUUAGAGCCUUUGAUACCCGAGCUGCUGUGAAAGAGCAAGUAGAGUCAUUUGGUGCUGAAUUUCUAGAAGUAAAUGUCAAGGAAACUGGUGAAGGUGUUGGAGGAUAUGCUAAAGAAAUGUCCAAAGAAUUUAUUGAAGCUGAAAUGGCUUUGUUUGCUAAACAGUGUAAGGAAAUUGAUGUUCUCAUCACCACAGCUCUUAUACCCGGAAAACCAGCACCUAAGCUUAUUUCCAGGGCAAUGGUAGAGUCAAUGAAACCUGGAUCUGUGAUUGUAGAUUUGGCAUCUGAAGCUGGUGGAAAUGUCGAAACCACACGUCCAGGAGAAUUGUCUAUACACAAUGGAGUCAUACACAUUGGGUAUACAGAUCUUCCCAGUCGAUUGCCUACACAAUCAUCAACAUUAUAUGCCAACAAUAUUUCAAAAUUUCUUUUAUCCAUUGGUCAAAAGGAUCACUUCAACAUUGACCUAUCAGAUGAAGUUGUUCGUGGAUCUAUUGUGCAUUAUGAUGGCAAACUUAUGUGGCCACCUCCUCGCCCAAAAGAAAGUCCUGUUCCAGUGACUGCCCAACCUGCUGCUCCUGCUAAGGUACCGCCCCCAGAACCUAAUUACUUCAAUGUGACUUUGAAAGAUUCAUUGAUGUAUACUACAGGCUUAUCUACUUUACUGGGCCUUGGCAUUGUUUCUCCAAAUCCUGCAUUUACAACAAUGAUGACAACAUUUGGACUCUCUGGUAUUGUAGGUUACCAUACUGUGUGGGGUGUAACUCCAGCUCUUCAUUCUCCACUAAUGUCAGUAACAAAUGCUAUUUCUGGCAUAACUGCAGUUGGAGGAUUGUUAUUGAUGGGAGGUGGUGUUCUGCCUCACACAUUGCCUCAAGCUCUUGGUGCAGGUGCCACAUUUCUCUCUACAAUUAACAUUUGUGGUGGAUUUCUUGUUACUAAGAGAAUGCUUGAUAUGUUCAGACGUUCUACAGACCCUCCAGAAUAUAACUACCUGUAUGGGAUACCAGGUACUGCAUUUGUUGGAGGCUAUGCUGCCUUGGCAGCUGCUGGUUAUCCAGAAAUUCACCAGAUGGCUUACUUGGGAUCUUCAUUGUGCUGUGUUGGAGCUCUUGCUGGAUUAGCUUCUCAAAAGACGUCACGACUAGGAAAUGCUUUAGGGAUGGUUGGUGUAUCAUCUGGAAUUAUAUCAACCUUGGGUAUAAUGGAUAUAUCACCAGAUUUAGCUAUGCAGAUAGUUGGUAGUAUGGCAUCUGGUGGAGCACUGGGCUUAUACAUUGCAAAGAAAAUUGAAAUAACUGAUCUACCUCAAUUGGUAGCUGCUUUCCACAGUCUUGUUGGAAUGGCAGCUGUCCUCACUUGUAUAGCUACAUAUAUGGUUGACUACCCAACCUUUGCUGUAGAUCCAGCUGCAAAUGCUAUAAAAACUGCUUUAUUUUUGGGAACCUUCAUUGGAGGAGUGACAUUCAGUGGCUCAUUAGUCGCUUAUGGAAAACUUCAAGGUCUUCUGAAUUCUGCACCUCUGCUUCUUCCUGGACGUCAUGCUUUGAAUGCUGGACUUAUGGCUGGCAAUGUGGCUGCCAUGGCUUACUAUUUAAUGUCUAGCAGUAGCGCUGCUGGAUUAAGUUGUUUAGGUGCCACGAGUGCUCUUUCAAUGAUUAUGGGUGUCACGCUGACUGCUGCUAUUGGAGGAGCUGAUAUGCCUGUUGUAAUAACUGUAUUAAACAGUUACUCUGGAUGGGCUCUUUGUGCUGAGGGCUUUAUGUUAAACAAUAACCUUAUGACUAUUGUUGGAGCUCUUAUUGGAUCAUCAGGAGCAAUUCUUUCAUAUAUAAUGUGUAAGGCAAUGAAUCGCUCUUUGCCUAAUGUUAUUUUGGGUGGAUAUGGAACUUCAAGUACUGGUACUGGAAAGCCAAUGGCAGUUACAGGAACUCACACUGAAGUUGAUGUAUCUCAAGCUGUACAAAUGAUUAAUGAGGCCAAAAAUAUUAUUAUCACCCCGGGUUAUGGAUUGUGUGUUGCAAAAGCUCAAUAUCCACUAGCUGAAAUGGUGAAAACUUUGACAAGCAAAGGCAAAAAUGUUCGAUUUGGGAUACAUCCAGUUGCAGGACGUAUGCCAGGGCAGUUAAAUGUCCUUUUAGCUGAAGCUGGUGUGCCUUAUGAUAUUGUUCUUGAGAUGGAUGAAAUUAAUGAUGACUUUAAGGAUACAGACUUAGUUCUUGUUAUUGGUGCAAAUGAUACCGUAAAUUCUGCAGCAGAAGAAGAUCCAAAUUCUAUUAUUGCUGGCAUGCCAGUGUUGAAAGUUUGGCUAUCAAAACAGGUUAUUGUCAUGAAGAGGAGCUUAGGAGUUGGAUAUGCAGCUGUAGAUAAUCCAAUAUUUUAUAAAGAAAACACAGCUAUGUUAUUAGGAGAUGCCAAGAAAACCUGUGAUGCACUACUCAACAAAGUCAGUGAAGAGCUUGCAUCAUGAAAUUCAAAAACUAUAAAUUCGCAGAAUAAAUACUGUUUUUAAAACUACAAGGGUAAAAGUCAAGCUCACAUGAACUUGUCUAGUCCAGUGUGAAAUUCCAGUAUUGUCACUUUGUCUGCUAAACUCUUUUGAUAAAGCAUGGGUCUAUCCAGAUUUUCUUUCCAGGGAAUUUAGCAAAAAAUGUGAUUUUGUAAAAAUGACUUUUCUCUCUCUUCAAACAAAGGUCUUAGUUUUGCAAACUAAUUACAAUUUCAGAAAAACUACAUCUGCAACAAAUGUCUUAACUUUCAAAAUAGAUAAUAAUGAAUGUAAGGUAAUAACUUUAAAAUUAAGAAAAUAAAUAAAUAAAUAACAAAGCAAUCUUACAAACAUUGCAACAAAGAAAAUUUUUUUUUUUUGAUAAUUUCAAUGCAGGAAUACAGGAAAGGAAUAACAAUUGACUUGUAAAUCUGCACUCCUGAACUUCAUAUCACUUUCAAAUACACAAUGAAGUACUAUUGUAAAUAAAAUCAAAAAUGAAUUAGUAAUCUGAAUAAAAACUGGCAGUUAGUUAAAUCUCCAAAGAAUCCUACAAGUUUUCAGAAUUAGUUUUAAUGGUUUAAGGAAACAUAAUACAUUGUUCCUUUUAUUUUCAAAAUUUUUUUUAUUAGUUUUAUUUAUAAUCUGAUAGAAAAUAUGCUUUUCUUCUAACACAUUUGUCUUACAUUUUACGCUUUGUUAUGCAUUUAAAGAAUAAGAAAUGCAUUGAAAAGGACAAAGUAAGGAAGAAUAAAAUUAUAAAUUAAACUAAAUUCUCCAUUAGUUUUGUGAAGGGUCCAUUUAGGUAAUUUAGAAUUUUAUGGAAAGCUCAUUUAACUUGUUUGAAAAUUUUUCAAAGAUUGUUUUUGGGGACAGAAAUUUUAUGAAAUGUUUAUAAAUGUAUUUUAUUAAGGGUCCGGUUAAGUAAUUUAGAAUUUUAUGAAAGAUCCCUUUAGUUUGUUUGAAAAUUUUUGAAGUUUUUCUUUUUUUAAGAAGAGAAAUGUUGUGAGAUGUUUCUAAAUGUUCCAAAUUUCUUUGUAGAUGAACCCCUUUAAAAAAAAUAAUAAAAAAUUAACUACAAAAGCAAGCAUCAUGAUUACAAUUAAUAGUUCAUAUUAAUUAAAAAGCAAGAUCUCUGUAGGUUGACUUUAAUUAAAAACAUUCUUGUUCACAAACUUUUUCAUUAUAUUUGAUGUAUCACAGAAUAGCUCAUUACUCUGUAAAAUAAAAUGUGUAUAUAUACAGUGUGUCCGAUAAGUCCCUGUACACUGGUACGUAUGUUAUUAUAUUAGGUGAAGCCUUGCCAAAAUGAUUUCUAAAUGCAUCCAUUAUUAUCUGUGUUAUUGUUUACCCCAUAUGUGGUCUUUCAUGUAUCCACACACACAUACCACCAAUUGCUCCUCCAUCGUGUAGCUCUGACCCCCUACAUUAGCCUCAUUUUAAUAACUGACAAAUCAACAACAAUGAUAAAAUCUCAAGCAAAGAU